This is a messenger RNA of Fundulus heteroclitus (mummichog), 2328 nucleotides long. It is a transcript of the gene pccb, whose product is annotated as propionyl-CoA carboxylase subunit beta. Gene Ontology annotation, molecular function: propionyl-CoA carboxylase activity. The transcript has 14 exons. Gene Ontology annotation, cellular component: mitochondrion. NCBI's taxonomy places the organism in Eukaryota, Metazoa, Chordata, Actinopteri, Cyprinodontiformes, Fundulidae. The record is from RefSeq and is a predicted model, not a curated record. Bases 20 to 1789 code for a protein of 589 amino acids.
UCACAGUCCACGCACAGGCAUGAUGGCGGCCUUCAGUGUGGCUCGUAGCAGUUGCGGGCUGUUCAGCGGUUUGAGGGUCUCCUUCAGGAGUUUAGCGCACAUCAAAUAUGGCGCAGCAGCUGCAGCGGCGGCCUCACCACAGACCCCUCUCCCGCCGGACUGUCGCCGGUACUCGGUCAGCCACCUGUCCGUGAGGGAGAGGAUCGAACAGAAACGGAAGGCGGCGCUGAUCGGGGGAGGUCAGAAGAGAAUAGAUGCACAACACAAGAGGGGCAAGCUGACAGCCAGGGAACGAGUGGAGCUCCUGCUGGACGCAGAGUCGUUCGUGGAGACGGACAUGUUUGUGGAACACCGCUGCUCUGACUUUGGCAUGGAGCAGGACAGCAACAAGUUUCCUGGCGACAGCGUCGUGACGGGCCGCGGCAGGAUCAACGGCAGGCUGGUGUACGUGUUCAGCCAGGUACUGACGGCGGGCCUUCGAGCAGAAAGCGGCGGACGCGUUCCACGCUCUGUGAUUUACACCCUCUCUGCUUUGUUUCAGGACUUCACCGUGUUCGGGGGCAGCUUGUCUGGAGCUCAUGCACAGAAGAUCUGCAAGGUCAUGGAUCAGGCCAUGACGGUCGGGGCUCCUGUGAUCGGACUGAACGACUCUGGAGGAGCUCGGAUCCAGGAGGGCGUGGAGUCCCUGGCCGGAUAUGCCGACAUAUUUCUGAGGAACGUUUUGGCUUCAGGAGUCGUCCCUCAGAUCUCCCUCAUCAUGGGCCCCUGUGCAGGAGGGGCCGUGUACUCCCCGGCCCUCACAGAUUUCACCUUCAUGGUCAAGGACACGUCGUACCUGUUCAUCACGGGGCCCGACGUGGUGAAGUCCGUGACCAACGAAGACGUGACGCAGGAGGAGCUCGGUGGGGCCAAGACUCACACCACCGUUUCUGGUGUGGCUCACCGCGCUUUUGAGAACGACGUGGAGGCUUUGCUGAACCUACGCGAGUUCUUCAACUUCCUUCCACUGAGUAAUCAGGAUCCAGCGCCCGUCAGGGAAUGCCACGACCCCAGUGACCGUCUGGUGAAAUCGUUAGACACCAUCGUCCCGUUUGAGUCAACGAAAGCCUACGACAUGUUGGACAUCAUCCACGCAAUAGUGGACGAGAGGGACUUCUUCGAGAUCAUGCCCAACUACGCCAAGAACAUCGUGGUCGGAUUUGCCAGAAUGAACGGCCGCACGGUGGGGAUUGUGGGCAAUCAGCCCAAAGUGGCUUCUGGCUGUUUGGACAUCAACUCCUCGGUGAAAGGAGCCCGCUUUGUUCGCUUCUGCGACGCCUUCAACAUUCCCAUCAUCACGUUCGUGGACGUGCCCGGGUUUCUGCCAGGUACGGCUCAGGAGUACGGAGGCAUCAUCAGACACGGGGCCAAGCUGCUGUACGCCUACGCGGAGGCCACGGUGCCUAAAAUAACCGUCAUCACCAGAAAGGCUUACGGAGGAGCCUACGAUGUAAUGAGCUCCAAGCACUUAAGGGGAGACGUGAAUUACGCCUGGCCAACGGCUGAAGUUGCCGUCAUGGGUGCCAAGGGUGCCGUUCAGAUCAUCUUCAGAGGAAAGGAAAACCAGGCGGAGGCGGAGGCUGAAUACGUGGAGAAGUUUGCCAACCCCUUCCCGGCCGCCGUCAGAGGCUUCGUCGACGACAUCAUCGAGCCCUCGACCACCCGCAGGAAGAUCUGCAGCGACCUGGAGGUGCUGGCCAGCAAGAAGCAGGUCAAUCCGUGGAAGAAGCACGCCAACAUUCCUCUGUGAAUCCCUCCCAGCCGGGCUGCCCAGCGGCAUUAUGGGAAAACGGCUGUCCUGUCUGCGUUUAGAUGAACUGUAGGGGUUCCCUAAGAAGCCUGCUAAGCAGACUGUGCGUGUACCACUCCACUGAAAGCAUCAAGAUACCGUCUCUUCCCUUCGUUCGGUUACUUUUUAUCUCACUCACCUUUGGAUUUGGUGCCACCUUUGUGACUAAAAAUCAGGAAGUUAUUGAUAUUCAAGGUUUGGAUCAAUUAAACCCAUCGAACAAUUAAAUGAAUCACAUGAAAGUCACGUCAGCAGGAGCCAUAUGGGCCAUCAUCAACUUUUUAUUUUGUUUUACAAAACUGUACCCAGAGACGAUGUCAGCUUUAGCAAUAAAUAUGAAAACUGUUUUCUUGUCCACUACAGUGUUUGUGUCAAUGUACUGUAUUUAGUUUGGUUUUUCUUUGAAAAUCCACGGACGAUUGUUUCAUUUAUGCCAUCAAAGUCCAAACUGUGCCUUCUCUCUCUCUGGCGCCCUCUGUAAAAUAAAUCAUUUACCAAUA